GCCUUCCCUCCCUUUUUCCUGCCACCGCCCACUCAGUGUGACUCAUCAAAAAAGCUUUUAAGUUUCGUUUCCGCGUCCCAGCCUAACAGCUGAGAGCUACGUGUGCCAAAAGACAAUCCACUCACACAUGCUCGCUCUCGUCUUCCUGUCCAGCGCAGGAUGUCGGACUGGAGACUGUACGCGUACCAGGAGGAGGUAGUCCAGAGGGCUCUGCGAGGAGAAAACACCAUCAUCUGGCUGCCGACGGGAGCUGGGAAGACGCGGGCCGCCGUCUACGUGGCCGAGAAGCACCUGGAAACCAGGCCGCGGGGAAAAGUGGUGGUCCUGGUAAACAUGAUCCACCUGGUGGACCAACACUACAGCAAAGAGUUCGCUCCCGCCCUGGCGUCGUCCUACAAGGUGGUGGCGGUCAGCGGUGUAAGCAUGGAGAAAGAUUUCUUCGGCAAGGUGCUGCGCGACUCUGACGUGGUGAUCUGCACGGCGCAGCUCUUACACAACGCUCUGGUCAGCACGGAGGAGGAGAAGCGCGUGGAGCUGUCAGAGAUCUCCCUGCUGAUUGUGGACGAGUGCCACCACACCCAGAAGAAGAUGGUCUACAACCAGAUCAUGAUGGAAUACCUGCACAAAAAGACGCUCGCCGAAGAAACGCUGCCUCAGAUUCUUGGACUCACGGCGUCGCCAGGUGUGGACGGGGCAAAGAGUCUGGACAAAGCUGUGCUGCAUGUACUCAAGCUGUGCGCCAACUUGGACUCUGUGAUCGUUUCAGCCGACAAGUCCACUGGGGAACUUGACAUGAAAGUACCAAGACCCUUAAAGAUUUUUGACAUUGUGGAAAAAAGACCCCAGGAUCCCUUUGGAGAUCACCUGAAAAGAAUCAUGCAGCAGAUCCACGUUUUCAUGGAUCCCCCCAGGGACGUCCUGCUGAGAGAAUUGGGCACGCAAGAAUACGAAUCAGACGUGGUCGAGCUGGAAAAGAAAGGAGUGAAGGAUUACAACCGCGUGCUGCAGCAAUGCGCCGUCCACUUGCGUAAAUACAACGACGCCCUGCUCAUCAACGACACGCUGCGCAUGAGAGAUGCUCUGAUGUUCUUGGUGGACUUCUACUGCGCCAAGAUGACCGCCGUCAUCGAUGACACCGACAGAUUCCUGGUGAAACUCUUCGAAGAAAACCAAGGCGAGCUGCAGACGCUGGCGAAGAACCCGCUCUACGAAAACCCCAAGAUGGCCAAGCUGGAGGAAACCCUGCUGAGGCUUUUUAGUCUAAGCAAGGAGUCCAGAGCGAUCCUCUUCAGCAAGACGCGUAGAAGCACCGGCUGCUUGAACGACUGGGUGCUCGACAGCGAGAGCCUGCAGAAAGCUGGCGUCAAGCCCGCCUUCGUGACUGGCACCGCCUCUAUGACACAGUCAGAUCAGCAGAACACCAUCAAGAAGUUCCGCCGGGGCGAGGUCAACCUCCUCAUUGCAACCAGCGUGGCCGAGGAGGGCCUGGACAUCCCGGAAUGCAACCUGGUGGUGCGCUACGGCCUGCUGACCAAUGAGAUCGCGCAGCAGCAGGCGUACGGACGCGCUCGGGCCAAAGACAGCAAGUACUCCUUGGUAGCCCAGCGAGACGGGCAGGAAGUACGCCGCGAGCACCUCAACAUCUACCUGGAGGAGUUGACCACCAAGGCCAUCGCUGAAGUCCAACAGAUGGACCCCCAGCAGUUUAGGGCCAAGUUAGCCGAGCUUCAGAGCGAGGCGGUUUGUCGCAGCCGCACUGCACAAAGUAAGAGGAAGGAAGGUCUCCACCCCGCCUCCAGCGUCCAGCUUCUGUGUCUGGACUGUUUGGCACCAGUAGCGUGCGGCAGCGACAUUCAACUAGUCGAGGAUCAACAAUAUGUCAUCGUCAACCCUGACUUCAAGGAGAAGUACAACAUCGGCCCACAGCUGGUUCUGGAUCGGACUUUCGAAGACUGGGAAUUAGGCGGCAGGAUGACGUGUAACAACGGCAGCUGCAGAAAGGCGUGGGGUCACGAGGUCCUGUACAAGAAGGUGGCCCUACUGCCCAACGUGGCCAUCAAGCACUUCGCCCUGGAGACGCCCGACGGCAGGACCACGGUGAAAAAGUGGAAGGACAUUCCUUUUGUCGUGGACGACUUCAGCUUUACCGAGUACUGCCAGAGUCACCACCCGGACCUUGUCGACUGAGGCCAGGUUGCUGGCGCCACACGGUACCUUCCACACACGUGCCACGUUUGAAUCGUGCUCGAAACGAGCGCGGCGGCUUUCUUGAUGCCCAUUUUUUGUGUCACUUAAGUCACACAACACAAAGUGGAACAUUUUGUGAACUGGAAUAAUGACAUGUAUUUUAUGUAAUUAAGUUUUUAUAGACAAACUAACGGGUUCUUAUCAAUUUCAAAUUUUAUUGGCAGGUCCAUUCUGCAAAAUAAAGGAGUCUACAUAACA
Messenger RNA from Nerophis ophidion (straightnose pipefish), 2445 nucleotides. RefSeq names its product DEXH (Asp-Glu-X-His) box polypeptide 58 (gene dhx58). The coding region runs from base 160 to 2187 and encodes 675 amino acids. Gene Ontology annotation, biological process: positive regulation of interferon-beta production; innate immune response; response to virus. Gene Ontology annotation, molecular function: DNA binding; ATP binding; hydrolase activity. Lineage: Eukaryota; Metazoa; Chordata; Actinopteri; Syngnathiformes; Syngnathidae. The record is from RefSeq and is a predicted model, not a curated record. The transcript has 11 exons. Gene Ontology annotation, cellular component: cytoplasm.